Molecule: messenger RNA, 1710 nt
Organism: Sclerotinia borealis F-4128
Lineage: Eukaryota; Fungi; Ascomycota; Leotiomycetes; Helotiales; Sclerotiniaceae
Source: the annotation of a GenBank genome assembly
AUGGCUUGGUCAAAGUCAACACGCAUUCUGAUCAUGCUAUUGAUCGAUGCGGUAUUUUUCAUCGUGGAAUUAGGUGUUGGAACGUGGGUGGGAUCAUUGGCACUCACGGCAGAUGCUUUUCAUAUGUUGAACGAUAUCAUCUCUCUCGCUGUUGGACUUUGGGCUGUGAAAGCUGCGCAAAAGAAUACAACUGAUAAAUAUUCUUUUGGAUUUUUGAGAGCCGAAAUCCUUGGAGCCUUCUUCAACGCCGUCUUCCUCAUUGCGCUUUGCGUCACAAUUGUUCUCGACGCUGUCGGACGUCUCUUCGAUCCACCUGAGAUUACCGAACCAAAGCUUAUACUUAUUGUUGGAUCAUUGGGGUUGGCAUCGAAUCUUGCUGGAUUUUUCGUAUUGGGCGGACAUGGUCAUUCUCAUGGUCCGGGAGAUGGUCAUUCUCAUGGAGAUGAAGUCAACGCUGCGGAAGAAGGACAUGCGCAUAGCCAUACUCAUGAACACGGCCACGAACCAUACGAACCAUACCGAGAUGAAGUCAACACCGAAAAUGGAAAUGCAGGCGAAGUUUUCCCCGAAGCUGUAGUAGCAAAAGCUACCGCCAAACGUCAAGUACAGUUUACCAAACCCGAUGAAGAUGCUCAAACAGCCCGCGAUAAUAGCAGUGUUAUCACUAGAUCACCCAGCAGGAGUUCCAAAAAACACGCUCAUCGGAGACGAACAAGCAAAUCUCAAUUCUCUAGUUUGGAUAACAUUAGCAUUCAUCCAGCAAGCUUUCGACAAGACAUCAUUGCUGCAAGCAAGUCACAAUUGGAUGCGAUUGAUAGCGAAGAUUCUAGCGAACCAGAUGAUGAUGCUCAUGCUGAAUCUGGACCCGCGCCAACUGAACACAGCACCCUUCUUCAGCAUACUGACAAUGGUCACACGGACGCUCAUUCUCACAGCCAUGGUCAUGGAGAUGAAGGUCAUCAUCAUGAACGUCGCACAAGCCGUCAAUCUAAGCAUUUGGCACAUAAUCACAACAAUAAAUCCAAGAAAAAGUCUGGUGGUCACGGUCACAGUCAUGACGAUAUGGGAAUGAACGCUAUGGUUCUUCACGUUAUUGGUGAUGCCCUUGGGAAUGUUGGAGUGAUCGCCACUGCGUUGAUUAUUUGGUUGACUGAAUGGCCUGGUCGUUUCUAUGCCGAUCCUGCUGUAUCGCUUUUCAUCACCAUGAUCAUUCUUCGUUCUUGCAUUCCAUUGACUAAAGCUACCGCACAAAUUUUACUUCAAGCUACACCCGAUUCAAUCGACAUCGCUUCUUUAAAAGAAGAUAUCGAAAGUAAUGAAGCCGUUAAGGGUUGUCAUCAUGUCCACAUUUGGCAACUCAGCGACUCCCAACUAGUUGCAUCAAUGCAUAUCCAAGUUGCUUUCCCCAUCGGCGAAGAUAGCGGAGAGAAAUACAUGCAACUUAAUAAGGAAAUCCGGCAAUGCUUACACGGUCAUGGCAUUCAUAGCGCAACCAUUCAACUUGAAUUUUGCCUCGAAAAAGAUCACGCUCAUGAUCCCAACGGCUCAAGAUUUGGACUAGAUGGCCAGGUUCAAACUAAAUGUGGAAUGGAAGAUGAUGAUUCCUGUUUAUUGGAAUGUGUUGAUAAUUGCAAGGGAAGAGGAUGUUGUUCAACGCAAGUAGUAGAGCCCCAACAUGACCAUUCGGAUCAUGAUGGCCAUACUCAUUAG